GUUUUAGCUGGCCUGUAUAAUCCAGGAGACGGUCAUAUUGAUCCCUAUUCUCUCACUAUGGCCUUGGCUGCAGGAGCCAGAAAAUAUGGUGCCCAGUUAAAUUACCCUGUCCAAGUGACUAAUCUGAACUCCAGAUCAGAUGGAACAUGGGAAGUUGAAACUCCGCUUGGAAUAAUACGAGCAAAGAGAAUUGUGAAUACUGCAGGCUUCUGGGCCCGUGAAAUAGGCAAGAUGAUUGGCCUGCAGCACCCUCUCAUACCUGUUCAUCAUCAGUAUGUUGUGACAUCAACUAUCCCAGAAGUGAAAGCCCUAAAAACAGAAUUGCCUGUGAUUCGUGACUUAGAAGGAUCAUAUUAUCUAAGGCAAGAAAGGGAUGGUCUUUUAUUUGGUCCAUAUGAAAGUGAGGAGAAGAUGAAGUUGCAGGACUCAUGGGUAACAAAUGGAGUUCCACCAGGUUUUGGAAAAGAACUUUUUGAACCUGAUUUGGACAGAAUAAUGGAGCACAUUGAGGCUGCUAUGGAAAUGGUUCCAGUUCUGAAAAAUGCAGACAUCAUAAACACAAUUGCAGGUCCUAUCACCUAUUCUCCGGACAUUCUUCCUAUGGUGGGACCACAUCAGGGUGUCAGAAAUUAUUGGGUAGCUAUUGGUUUUGGGUAUGGCAUUAUACAUGCUGGUGGCAUAGGAAAGUACCUCAGUGACUGGAUCCUUCAGGGGGAGCCUCCAUUUGACCUGAUAGAAUUAGAUCCCAACCGCUAUGGAAAGUGGACCACCACAGAAUACACAGCAGCCAAAGCCAGAGAAUCUUAUGGUUUCAAUAACAUUGUUGGUUACCCUAAAGAAGAAAGAUUUGCUGGGAGACCAACAGAGAGAACCAGUGGGCUGUAUGAUUUGCUGAAAUCAAAAUGUUCAAUGGGCUUUCAUACAGGAUGGGAGCAACCUCAUUGGUUCUACAAACCUGGAGAUGAGACUGGAUAUAAACCCAGUUUUCGGCGCACAAAUUGGUUUGACCCUGUGGGUCGUGAGUAUAAACAGGUUAUGGAAAAAGUUGGUGUGAUUGACCUGUCACCAUUUGGCAAGUUUAAAGUAAAAGGCACAGAUUCUGUUAAGCUGCUGGAUCAUCUAUUUGCAAAUGUUGUUCCAAAGGUGGGUUCCACAAAUAUAAGCCAUAUGUUAACACCGAGAGGAAAAGUUUAUGCUGAGCUAACAGUCUCUCAACUGUCUCCUGGAGAAUUUAUGCUUGUAACUGGCUCGGGUUCAGAACUCCAUGAUCUGAGAUGGAUAGAAGAGGAAGUAACAAGAGGUAGCUAUAAAGUUGAAAUAGAAAACAUGACAGAUGAGAUGGGAGUACUUGGUGUAGCAGGUCCAUAUGCCCGACAGAUCCUCCAGAAGCUGACAAGUGAGGAUCUGAGUGAUGGUUCAUUUAAGUUUCUCCAGUCUAGACACUUGAAACUUUCUGAUAUUGCUGUUACUGCCAUAAGGAUAUCAUACACAGGUGAAUUGGGCUGGGAGCUCUAUCACAGAAAAGAAGAUUCUCUAGCUCUUUACAGUGCAAUCAUGGAAGCUGGCCAAAAAGAGGGAAUUGACAACUUUGGAACAUAUGCUCUGAAUGCUUUGCGGCUGGAAAAGGGUUUCCGAGCCUGGGGGGCAGAGAUGAACUGUGACACUAAUCCCUUGGAAGCUGGGCUGGAAUACUUUGUCAAGCUAAACAAGCCAGCAGACUUUACAGGAAAGCAAGCACUGAAGCAGAUUAAAGAAAAGGGGCUCAAAAGACGACUGGUAUAUCUCACCCUAGAAACGGAUAACGUGGAUCCAGAGGGAAAUGAAAGUGUGUGGCAUAAUGGCAAGGUUAUUGGCAACACCACAUCUGGAAGUUUCAGUUACAGUGCUCAGCAGAGUCUGGCUUUUGCGUAUGUUCCCACAGAACUCAGCAAAGUUGGACAGAAAUUGGAAGUUGAACUUCUAGGAAAAAAUUACCCAGCAGCCAUUGUACAAGAGCCACUGGUGCUGACCGAACCAACAAGAAUGCGAUUGCAAAGAAAGGGUGAAAGUCCCAAAGUAUAAAGACAGAUGAGGAUACAGGAAACUGCAGCAGGAAAUAGUUCCAUUAAUAUGCAUGAAAUUUAGAGAGACAAAAUACUCCGGUUUGCUAACUACUAGACACAAGAUCCUCAUUGCCAUAUAUCAGUGAUAAAUUUGAUGGUGUUACCCUCUUGCUUCCUUGUAUGGGCUAUUCACAUCAGAGAUCUGAGCAGAGUUCACUAUGCAUUCUCUCUUCUCAGUAGCACUUGUGAGCAGAAAGUGG
Molecule: messenger RNA, 2302 nt
Organism: Eurypyga helias (sunbittern)
Lineage: Eukaryota; Metazoa; Chordata; Aves; Eurypygiformes; Eurypygidae
Gene: DMGDH
Product: dimethylglycine dehydrogenase
Exons: 12
Cellular component (GO): mitochondrion
Molecular function (GO): oxidoreductase activity; protein binding
Source: RefSeq, a predicted model, not a curated record